UGUUAGUUGCGUAUUCCCGUCAUCGUCAAAAUUGGAAGCAGCAUGGCGGACAGCAACGAGCAUUCGGGUAUGAUCGCCCAAUUUUGUGGCGUUACCGGCGCCGACAGCUCGCGGGCCAAGCUUUUCCUCGAGUCGGCGGCCUGGAACCUUCAGCUGGCGCUUGCAUCAUUCUAUGAAGAUCCUGACGACGGCAGGGACCACCAGAGCUCUCCAGAGCUGCCACCUGAGCGGCCCAAAAGUCCUGUUCCGGCCAGCAAGCCACCGUCCAGACCACCGGCCAGGAUUCGGGGCCUAGCAGAUCUGAAUAACGAUGACAGCGCCAAUGAAGAAGAGGGCCAGGCGUUCUACGCGGGUGGCUCGGAGCACAGUGGCCAACAGGUGCUUGGGCCUGGCAAGAAACCGGACAAGGAGCACUUCGUGGCCGAGAUGUUCAAGGCGGCGAAGAUGCAUGGUGCCCAGGUGGUGGAUCCAUCAAUGGACGACGGGUUCACGUCUGGACCGGGGCGAGGUGCCAGCGCGUUCCAAGGCGUCGGUCACCGGCUGGGCGACACCCCGACGAGCAGCAGUGAGCCCGUGGCCGCGACGGGGGUGUUGCGCCGCCCCCCGUCAGUCUCGCGGGUGUUGAAGAUGUGGCAGGACGGCUUCAGCAUUGACGACGGGCCGCUGCACGCCUAUGACGACCCAGGCAGCCAGGUGUUUCUGCAAGCCAUUCGUCGAGGGGAGAUCCCAAGAGAGCUGCUGCAGGAAGCAAGUGGUGCAGAGGUGAACCUUAACAUGGAAGACCAUCGGCUUGAACAGUACGUGGGGCCCCCACGACCCAAGGUGACGGCCUUCGAGGGCGCGGGACACCGGCUUGGCACUAUGACCCCAACACUGACUCGGCCAGCAAAUUCAAACUUGCCUCCGGAACAAGCGGAGGCGAAUGCGAAGGCGGGGAUCGGCCUCGACGAAUCCAAGCCCACGACCAACAUCCAGAUUCGUCUAUCAGAUGGCUCGAGGCUGGUGGCCCUCAUGAACCACACCCACACUGUCGGAGACAUAUUCAAGUACAUCGUGGUCGCUCGGCCCGAGUACGAAGCAGCCACCUUCCUGCUGCUGACAACGUUCCCGCACAAGGAACUAACGGAUGAGAACGCUACGCUGAAAGACGCAAACCUGCUCAACGCAGUCAUCGUGCAGCGCUUGAAGUGACGGCCGAGUCCGGUGUCGCAAAUUCAAGCAUAUGUACAGCUAGGCUUCAGGUCACCGCACGGUGGCCACGAGGAAGACAACAAAGAUUGAAAGUUUGGCCCAGGCAACCACCGGCUUUUGGUUGCCUUAUUAAAGGUCGCGUUUCUACAUGUUUCUAAACUCGUUGCUACGUUUGAGCAGAAGUUGACUUCUGUAAUGUACAAUAAAGACAAGGUUUCAUUUGUGUUUCUGAAA
Rhipicephalus microplus (southern cattle tick) is the source of this 1425-nucleotide messenger RNA. RefSeq names its product NSFL1 cofactor p47-like. Gene Ontology annotation, molecular function: ubiquitin binding. Gene Ontology annotation, cellular component: nucleus; cytosol. NCBI's taxonomy places the organism in Eukaryota, Metazoa, Arthropoda, Arachnida, Ixodida, Ixodidae. Gene Ontology annotation, biological process: autophagosome assembly; Golgi organization; membrane fusion. The record is from RefSeq and is a predicted model, not a curated record.